AAACCCAGCCCCGAACCUCAGCAAAGGGUUAACUUCUCCUUCCCCCUGAUUGCUCCGGCUCCUGCCAGGCGGAAGUUGGAAACGAGCAGUUCAAGUUCAAAGCCCUCGUUUCUUGUGCUGUGCGGUUUGUUUUUCCCCCCUCUCAGGAACCGGCCGGGAAGGAGCUCCCGGGGAUGGCCCAAGAUUCCCGGUGCCAGAAUUCCCACCUCUAUUACUACGGCAUCAAAUUUGCCCUCUCCACCUACUCCACCCUGUUCUCGCUCCUGGGCCUGGUGAUCCUGUGCGUGGGGAUUUAUGCUGAGGUGGAGAGGCAGAAGCACAAGACCCUGGAAGGGAUUUUCCUGGCUCCAGCUGUCAUCCUGCUCCUGCUGGGGGUCACCAUGUUCGUGGUGUCCUUCGUGGGAGUGGUGGGGAGUCUGCGGGACAACCGGACCCUGCUGAAGAUGUUCUUCUGGGUGCUGCUGGUGAUCUUCCUCACGGAGCUGCUGCUGCUCUUCAUCGAAAUCAUCUUCGAGAACAAGAUGAACGAGGUUUUCCACUCCAACAUCCAGGAGGGCAUCAGGCACUACUACGACGACCUGGACUUCAAGAACAUCCUGGACUUUGUGCAGCAGAAGUUUUCCUGCUGUGGUGGGGACGAAUAUCGAGACUGGGGGGUCAACCAGUACCACUCCUGCAACAGCACUGGGCCCCUGGCCUGUGGGGUGCCCUACACCUGCUGCAUCAGGAAGGCCCCUGGAGAGGUCGUGAACACCCUCUGUGGGUACAGGACGCUGGACAAAGAGCGCCUGGAGCUGCUCAGCAUCAUCCACGUGCGGGGUUGCAUCCACGCCGUGGGGCUCUGGCUCAAGGACAACUUCGAGGCCACUUUGGGCAUCGUUUGCUCCCUGUUGCUCCCACAGGUGGUGGGGCUGGUGAUGGCCUGGCUCUACUGGCAGAAGCUCAACGAGAUCUACUCCAAGCUGGACACGGUGGAUUUCAGGCUCCUGGAGCUGCGGGAUUUCAGCUUCGGGGUGGUGGAUCUCAGCGGCGCCGGCUGGUGCUGGUGCCUGCCCAGGGAAGGGGGUUACAUCCCUGUCAACCCUGGGAACGAGGAGGAGGAGGAGGAGGAGCAGGAGGAAGCCAGAGCUUCCCACAGCAAGGUGUGAGGAGCUGGAGGACUCAGCGAGCUCUGGAGGUGGCGGUGAGAGUGGGAAUAAUGUGAUUUAUCUUCUCAGGGUUCUGGAGGUGCUUUGGGGAGAAAGGGAAGUUUUGGAACCUUUGGAAGGUUCCAAACUCCACCAUUCGGGCGCUGCAGCUCCCCAGGGUCCUCCUGCUUGGCAUUUUGGAAGUGUUUGUGCAGCUCCUGGUUGGGGUUCAGGUUGUUUUGGGGGGUUUUUUUAUACAAUAAAUGUG
Molecule: messenger RNA, 1395 nt
Organism: Empidonax traillii (willow flycatcher)
Lineage: Eukaryota; Metazoa; Chordata; Aves; Passeriformes; Tyrannidae
Product: tetraspanin-15-like
Exons: 8
Coding region: 174-1148 (324 amino acids)
Cellular component (GO): membrane
Source: RefSeq, a predicted model, not a curated record